UUUUUUCAUUUCAGCCCGCUUGCUUUUAUAAACAUACCCUUUUUUUUCCUCUACUAGCCAUUGUGUUUAGCGAAAUGACUAAUCUUGUCACGGAGCAGUACGAAACCGGCAAGCUCUUCCUCGAGGGAACGCUCGGCCACCUGACCAAGGAUCAAGAGCAGCUUCCUGCGCCAGCUCUGGAAGCCAAGGAGGAGGCCGAGGCGUACCGCCAGAUCGUCUCGGACAUCGCCCCCGAGUCGAGCAACCCGCCGCCAUUUGUGCGCGAAUCCAGCAACACAGUGCGCGAGGCGUUCUGGGACGCCAUUGCGUGCGAUCACCCGGACGUGCUUUUGCUGCGGUUCCUGCGGGCGCGCAAGUGGAAGGUCGAGGAUGCACUGAAUAUGAUGCUGUCGUGUCUAAAGUGGCGGCUCGACGAGGACAUUGUUGCGCUGAACUGGGAGGGCGAGUCGCGUCUCAACUACGCGCUGCUGCAGCGUGGCAUUGGCGCCAUCCAUCAGACGGACCGGAUCGGCCAGCCUGUGCUCUACAUUCCGGUCAAGAAGAACGACCCGAAGGCACAGCCCCAGGACCAUAUGCUGGACUACACCGUGUAUCUGAUGGAGGUCACCCGUUUGUUCCUGCACCCGCCUAUCGAGAAGGUGUGCCUUGUCUUUGACACCACCGACAUGUCGCUGGCCAACAUGGACUGGACAUUCUUCAAGACCUUUUUGCACUACCUGGAGCACUACUACCCCGAAUGCCUUGGCCUGGUGCUGAUUUACAAUGCCUCGUGGGUCUUCAACACGCUGUGGAAGGCGGCGCGCCCCAUGCUGGACCCCGUAGUGGCCUCCAAGGUCCACUUCGCCAACACCAAGGAGGAGGUAUUGAAGUUUAUCCCCGAAGAGCACCUGCCGACGGCCCUGGGAGGCGCCGAUCCGUGGGUCUUCAAGUACACGCCGCCCGUGGCCGACGAGAACAAGCCCAUGUUUGACGCUGCUGCCCGCGAGCAGUCGCACAAGGAAAAGAUCGCGGCCAGGAACGAGUUCGAGUCGGUGACCAAGCUGUGGGCCGAGUCGGGCAGUGGUGAGUCGGCGGAGGAGUUCGUGGAGAAGCGCAAUGCCACGGCGCAGAAAUUGAUUGAGGCUUGCGCGCGCCACGAUGUCUACGUGCGUGCCCGGUCGCAGUUCCACCGCGCCGGUAUUAUUGACGGCCUUAAUGUUAAAUGGUAGUACCUUGGUCUGGAUAUCAAAAUUUUAAUAAGUAACCCAUGUGGGCUCUGUCG
Messenger RNA from Linderina pennispora, 1261 nucleotides. RefSeq names its product CRAL/TRIO domain-containing protein. The transcript has 2 exons. Bases 75 to 1208 code for a protein of 377 amino acids. Lineage: Eukaryota; Fungi; Kickxellomycota; Kickxellomycetes; Kickxellales; Kickxellaceae. The record is from RefSeq and is a predicted model, not a curated record.